Messenger RNA from Rhodotorula toruloides NP11, 1008 nucleotides. RefSeq names its product MOSC domain containing protein. The transcript has 9 exons. Gene Ontology annotation, molecular function: molybdenum ion binding; pyridoxal phosphate binding; catalytic activity. The coding region runs from base 1 to 1008 and encodes 335 amino acids. The record is from RefSeq and is a predicted model, not a curated record. NCBI's taxonomy places the organism in Eukaryota, Fungi, Basidiomycota, Microbotryomycetes, Sporidiobolales, Sporidiobolaceae.
AUGGCUGCUUUGAACUCGCACGAGAUCGCGUUGGCACUGACAUGCGUCUGCGUCACGGUCUGGCUGCGGUGGAGACAUUGGCGGAGCCAGCAUCCUCGUCUCAAGGUCGAAAAGCUCUUCCUGUACCCGAUCAAGGGUCUCCGACCGCUCACCCCCGAUACGCUCGAACUGGGGCGACAUGGCUUCCGCUUUGACCGUCGAUUCGUCCUCGUCUCGCCAGAGAAGGACGGCUCGCACGAGUGCCACCUUGCUGCGAAGUACCCCUCGCACGCCGUCCUCCGCCAGAGUAUAGACUUCGACAGCCAGACCUUGACCAUCACCCCUCCCUCCGGCCCAGCAUUCUCUAUCGCUCUCGAACCAUCGACAGCAGGUCGCACGAAACGGGUCGUCGAUCUCCACCGCUCGCCCGUCGAAGCUUUCGACAUGGGCGACGAGGCGGCCGAAUUCUUCACGAGGCAUUCGGACGGGAAGGAGACGCGGUUGAUGUACCUUGACGAGAAGGAGAGCGGGGCGAGGAAGGUGCUUGGGAGGAUCAGCGAUGGGAAGGACAGCGGCAUCGCCUUCCAGGACUGCGCCAGUUACAUGAUUGCCUCAUCCGCCUCGCUCGGCGCCUUCUCCCAAGCUCUCGGUCGCGAGAUGCCCAUCCUCCCGCUGCGGCCAAACAUUCUCGUCGGACGUGCAAGCAAGGGAGGCUUGAAGCCUUGGGUCGAGGAUUUCUGGGCGGAACUGCGGGUGGGAGGGUCGACCACCUUCCGCCUCACCGCCAACUGCGUCCGCUGUAUCUCGCUCAACAUCGACUACGACACGGGCAAGAGACUGGAGGGCAAAGGUCUUCCGCUGCAGACGCUCGCUAAGGACCGCCGAGUGGACAGCGGGACAUACUCGCCCGUCUUCGGUCGCUACGCUUUCUCUCACGACGUCGGUCACGCCGUCUCCGUUGGCGACAAGGUUGAGGUGACGAAGCUGAAUAAGGAGCGCACCGUUUUCGGCUGGCCGGGGAUGGCCUGA